Molecule: messenger RNA, 1230 nt
Organism: Suillus plorans
Lineage: Eukaryota; Fungi; Basidiomycota; Agaricomycetes; Boletales; Suillaceae
Exons: 6
Coding region: 1-1230 (409 amino acids)
Source: RefSeq, a predicted model, not a curated record
AUGAUGAAGAUCAACCAGAGUUCGCAGAGUUCACAGAUUCUGAGUCUGAGUCUGACAGUGGAAGAGACCGUAGCAGAAAUGCCUAGAUAUACUUUUGGUAAUACAUUAAGGUUGUUGGCAUCUCUCCACUGUAGUGCUGCUGCUGUCGAGGUGCAAACUCCCAACCCUAACCCAAAGCUUAAUGGCCCGGUUGAAUCAUUGACACUUGACCCCAGCCGAAGCUCUCCAGCCUCCUCGUUCAACUCCGACAUUAAGAAGAAAGCCGAUAGACUACUCAAGAACAUCACUGACCGCAAGGAACAAAUCGACACUCCCUUACCUGCUGCUCUGUCCCAGCCCUAUGUGCUUGCUGAGCUGCGCACACCCGGAGUAUGGUUUGAUGGCGUUGAUUGGGCGGCUGGCGGCUUGGACAUCGGUGGUAAGCGUGAGGACGAUUCCUUGAGUAGCACCAGUGCAUCGACGAGAAGCGAUGGAUCACACACAACGAGCCCUGUUCUUUCUAUGACAAUGCUACAUACCACGCCAUCGCCUCCACCAUCACAUCCUGAGGAGAAGGAGCAUGAGCCUACAACGACAACGGCAACAGCGCAGCCGAAACCGCCACAAGUUAUCAUCCCCAUUCCUGUGUCACCGGUGUUAGACUCACCCAAGCUUUUACAUCCUAUCCCUUAUGUACCGGUUACGCUGGCCCAUAUGGCACAGUAUAGUCUCGAAGCAUUCAAACAGGUAUGGCGCAAAGCAUGUGCACCACUGUAUCACUGCCUCACACUCUCCUUUCUCCCUCGUACCUCGAUGCCGCCGAAGCAUCCUCGUAGAGACUCAGAUCGUCCUGUUGACGACCAAGCGCGACAUGGAGAGUCUGUGGCACCAAUCCCUACACCUCGCCAACGAAAGCGCUCCUCAGAAGAGCUGGAUGUUGGCAAUGACUCUCUGUCCCGGGGUGAUUCCCUACAAAAGCGACUGCACAUUGAAGAGUCCUCGCUGGGUGGAAUGGGGGAUGAGCUGCCGGAUAUGGGGGAAGAAGGCAUGGUUGACGAGGUUAUAGAUGAGCUACUCAAAGGGAAGUCACGGGGAGCAGCCGGGGCUGCUAUCGAAACAAAACCCAGGCAUCACGCUGGCAUUCUGCCCUUGCCUUAUGCGCCAAGUUCAUCGGGCGAGUUCACACGCAUCAUCACGCAGGCAAACGAUGUCGGUGCCCGAUAUGUCGGAUGCUGUUCCAGUUUAGAUUAA